This is a messenger RNA of Spirodela intermedia, 297 nucleotides long. The record is from the annotation of a GenBank genome assembly. Lineage: Eukaryota; Viridiplantae; Streptophyta; Magnoliopsida; Alismatales; Araceae.
AUGGGGAGAUUCAUCUGGUUGGAAGCCGUUCUUCCGCUGGGGAUCAUCGCCGGGAUGCUCUGCGUGAUGGGGAACGCCCAGUACUACAUCCACAAAGCGGCGCAUGGACGGGUGAGGAGAUGCAUCGUUUAUUCUCCUUUCCUCUGUGGAUCCCGUGUCUUGGAUGGCGUCGUUGCCUAUGCCGUUGAGUCUCUGAUGACCGGAUGUCGUGCGUUGCAGCCGAAGCACAUCGGGAAUGACAUCUGGGAUGUGGCGAUGGAGAGGCGGGACAAGAAGAUCAUGGAAACGGGGAAUUAG